Molecule: messenger RNA, 1153 nt
Organism: Caenorhabditis angaria
Lineage: Eukaryota; Metazoa; Nematoda; Chromadorea; Rhabditida; Rhabditidae
Source: the annotation of a GenBank genome assembly
AUGAAUUCUUCAACAACUUUGGAUAUUGAAGAUGAUUCCUCGGAAUUUUUAUCGAUUCUUGCAGCUUUUAUUAUAACGGCUGUAAGUUUUUUUAAAGUUAAAACUUUCUUAAUGUAAAAAUGUUUUUUGUAGAAUAGCGUCUUUGGAAUUUAUUGCAACUUUCUGGUUUUCAAAAAUUUUAUCACUAACAAAAAUGAAAGAACAUCAUUUAAUAUGAUAUGUUUCUUCCGAUCCUAUGUGAACAUUCAUAUUUUAUCCACAAUUUUUCUAGAUGUUUUUGUGCCAGCGACAAUUCUGUGAGUUUUAUCUUUUUUUUAUUAUUAGAAAAAAAAACAUCAAAUUUGUUAUUUUUAAAUACAAAAACGAAACAUUCAGCGGAUAUUCGAUUUACAAUCCUGCAAUUGAAUCAUCAAUUAUAUCUUUUGGAAUAACACUAUAUUUUGCCAAUGAUUAUGGUGCACUUGUAGUAGCUCUCAAUCGACUUUUUGCACUUUAUUUUCCGAUGACUUAUUCGAAAGUUUUCGGGAUGAAACCAACGUUUGGUAUUUUAGUGCUGAUUCAUGUUUUCCAGAUUGUUAUUAUUGUUCAAGAGUUGAUUGGAUAUAUUCGUGAGAAACUUAAUAAAAGUUCAUAACAAUUACUAAUUUUUUCAGCCAAAAAAUGUUUUUUAUACUUCAACGUCUCUCAACUUGCCUGGUCACCAACUUUCGAACCUCAAUGUAUAAGUUAUGGAGGGGACUCAACUCUCUAUUACUUUGGCGGAAUAUUUAUAUUAUUAUGUAUUAUUGACACAUUUACAUUGAUAAAAAUCAUCAAUAUUUAUAAAACAGAAACAAUCGUAAGUCGUCAAAAAAUAUCGCAAAAUGCUUAUUUAUUUCUACAAACUUGUGCACAAGAUUCGCUAUUCGUAUUAGAUAUCGUAUUCACUUUCAAGUUAGCGUAAGUUAUUGAUAUUGAAAAAAAUUUUAAAAAACUUUUGUUUAGAAGUCUGAGCAAUGCACGAUUAUGGACAUUCAUUAGUGGAACAGUAGUUUGGCAAUGUCUACAUUCAUUCGAUGGUUAUAUUAUGAUGAUGUUCGGUUUGAGAUCAAGAAAUAAACCAAAACAUCAGAUAACAGCUGUUAUUUCACUUUCAAGAACGACGAGUACAUGA